Molecule: messenger RNA, 2526 nt
Organism: Metarhizium album ARSEF 1941
Lineage: Eukaryota; Fungi; Ascomycota; Sordariomycetes; Hypocreales; Clavicipitaceae
Product: urease
Exons: 4
Coding region: 1-2526 (841 amino acids)
Biological process (GO): urea catabolic process
Cellular component (GO): urease complex
Molecular function (GO): urease activity; nickel cation binding
Source: RefSeq, a predicted model, not a curated record
AUGGAAGAGCGGGAAGCAAAACGCUCUCGGCGCCCCCUCCUCCCUCCCCCUUUCCCCUUGGUCUCUUUGUUGGCCGGCAUCUUCUUCUUCUUCUUCUGCACACAACAAGCCAGUCAGCCAGCGCUCAUCGCCAACAACCUCCACGAGCUGAUUCGCGAUGGCAACCACUCCGUCGCCGACCUCAUGGCCCUCGGCGCCACGAUGCUCGGCCGGCGCCACGUGCUGCCGGCCGUGUGCAGCACGCUGCGCGAGAUCCAGGUCGAGGGCACGUUCCCCAUGGGCACGUAUCUCGUCACCGUCCACAAUCCCAUCGGCACCGACGACGGCGACCUGCGCCGCGCGCUGUACGGCAGCUUCCUCCCCGUGCCGGACACCGAGGCCUUCCAGCUGCCGCCCGACUCCGAGUACGCGCCGGACAGGCAGCCCGGCGCCGUCGUCGCCGUCCGCGGCCGCGUCGUGCUGAACCCCGGCCGCGCCCGGGUCCGCCUCCGCGUCACCAGCAAGGGCGACCGCCCGAUCCAGGUCGGCUCGCACUACCACUUCAUCGAGGCCAACCCGCAGCUCGAGUUUGACCGCCAGAGGGCCUACGGCUUCCGGCUCGACAUCGCCGCCGGCACGUCGGUGCGCUUCGAGCCCGGCGACACCAAGACCGUCACCCUCGUCGAGAUCGGCGGCGCCAGGGUCAUCAGGGGCGGCAACAACCUCGCGUCGGGCGUCGUCGAGGCCCGCCGCGCGAGCGAGAUCGUCCGGGACCUGCAGGCCGCCGGCUUCGCCCACGUCGCCGAGGCGAGCCCGCGCGGCGACGCCGCCCACAUCGACAUGUUCCAGAUGGACCGCGCCGCCUACGCGACCAUGUUCGGCCCCACGACCGGCGACCUCGUCCGCCUGGGCAACACCAGCCUCUGGGUCCAGGUCGAGCGCGACAUGACGUCGUACGGCGACGAGUGCAAGUUCGGCGGCGGCAAGACGCUGAGGGAGGGCAUGGGCCAGGCCACCGGGCGCCGCGACGACGAGACGCUCGACGUCGUCGUCACCAACGCCCUGAUUGUCGACUGGACCGGCGUGUACAAGGCCGACAUUGGCGUCAAGGACGGCGUCAUUGUCGGCAUCGGCAAGGCCGGCAGCCCCGACGUCAUGGACGGCGUCAGCCCCAACAUGGUCGUGGGGAGCUGCACCGACGUCGUGGCCGGCGAGGGCAAGAUCGUCACGGCCGGCGGCGUCGACACCCACAUCCACUACAUCUGCCCGCAGCAGGCGAACGAGGCCUUGGCUUCGGGCAUAACGACGUUUCUGGGGGGCGGAACCGGUCCAAGCGCCGGGUCCAACGCGACAACCUGCACGCCGGGCAAGAACCUGAUCCGCGCCAUGCUCCAGGCGUGCGACGCGCUCCCGCUCAACGUCGGCCUCACGGGCAAAGGGUGCGACUCGUCGCCCGAGGCGCUCCGGGAGCAGGUCACGGCCGGGGCGUGCGGGCUCAAGGUGCACGAGGACUGGGGCGCGACGCCGGCGGCCAUCGACGCCUGCCUCAGCGUGUGCGACGAGCUCGACGUGCAGUGCUGCAUCCACACCGACACGCUCAACGAGUCGGGCUUCGUCGAGCAGACCGUGGCCUCGUUCAAGGGCCGCACCAUCCACACGUACCACACCGAGGGCGCGGGCGGCGGCCACGCGCCCGACAUCAUCUCCGUCGUCGAGCACGCCAACGUGCUGCCGGCGUCGACCAACCCCACGCGGCCCUUCACCAGCAACACGCUCGACGAGCACCUCGACAUGCUCAUGGUCUGCCACCACCUGUCCAAGGACAUCCCCGAGGACGUGGCCUUUGCCGAGUCGCGCAUCCGCGCCGAGACCAUCGCCGCCGAGGACGUGCUGCAGGACAUGGGCGCCAUCAGCAUCAUGAGCUCCGACUCGCAGGCCAUGGGCCGCUGCGGCGAGGUCGUCGCGCGCACCUGGAACACGGCGCACAAGAACAGGCUCCAGCGCGGGAGGCUGCCCGAGGACGAGGGCAGCGACGCCGACAACUUCCGCGUGCGCCGCUACGUGAGCAAGUACACGGUCAACCCCGCCGUCGCCCAGGGCUUCUCCCACGUCGUCGGCAGCGUCGAGGUCGGCAGGCUGGCCGACCUCGUCCUCUGGGACCCGGCCUGGUUCGGGACGAAGCCGUCGUCGGUGCUCAAGGCCGGCAUGGUCGCCUGGGCCAUGAUGGGCGACGCAAACGGCUCCAUCCCCACGGUCCAGCCCACCGUCGGGCGGCCCAUGUACGCGCCGCUCGUCCCCAGCACAAAGGUGCUCUUCGUCUCCGGCGCGUGCGUCUCCUCGGGGACCGCCGCGUCCUACGGCCUCCGGAGCCGCGUCGAGCCCGUCCGCAACUGCAGGGGCAUCCGCAAGCAGGACAUGCGCCUCAACGACGCCAUGCCCAAGAUGAAGGUCGAUCCCGAGAGCUACGUCGUCGAGGCCGACGGCGAGGUGUGCAGCGCCGAGCCGGCCGACGUGCUGCCGCUGUCGCAGACGUGGUACGUUUACUGA